Labrus mixtus (cuckoo wrasse) is the source of this 3715-nucleotide messenger RNA. RefSeq names its product ATP-dependent zinc metalloprotease YME1L1-like. Gene Ontology annotation, molecular function: ATP hydrolysis activity; metalloendopeptidase activity; ATP binding. The record is from RefSeq and is a predicted model, not a curated record. Gene Ontology annotation, cellular component: mitochondrial inner membrane. The transcript is spliced from 18 exons. Gene Ontology annotation, biological process: mitochondrion organization; protein quality control for misfolded or incompletely synthesized proteins. Bases 156 to 2300 code for a protein of 714 amino acids. Lineage: Eukaryota; Metazoa; Chordata; Actinopteri; Labriformes; Labridae.
UGUGUCGGCUGUCAGGCUACCGCUGAAGUACACAGUUUGACUUGCUAUGACUGCUACCGAAAGUCAAAGUGAAGGAAAUAUUAACCUUUAACUAAUAGUGACGGUGGUUUAAUUUAGUAACUUCACGGACGUUUGGUACCACUAAGAAUCUAAAAAUGUUUUCUUUCACGGUCCAACCACAGGUGACUGUACCACUUAGUCAUCUUAUAAAUGUCCUCAACUCAAUGAAGAGCUCAGUGGGAAGCAGCAGCAGUGUCACCUACAAAUCAAGAAAACACAAGGAGCAUGUGUCACUGCCAGAACCACACUGCACAGAGCCCUUGUGGAACAUGCGUGAACUUGGCUUAUCAGACCUGGGAUCACAGCAGCUGAAGGAGCUGGUGAACAGCGUGUUCCCGAGUCCACAGGAGGCGUCUCUUUCACAGACUGCCUGGAGGACCUCACAUCUAUCCACACACUCAUUUUUCUACAAUAAACAUGGUUUCUCAUACGCUGGGAGGCCUGUGUCGGCCCAAGUGUUUUCUAGGCAGCACUCCUCACCUCUCAACUGUGUUGUCACUGAGCUACAAUACAUGCCAGUAUGGGUCCAGAGCAGAGGUUUUAAAACAUUGAGGACCAAAACCAGACGGCUGCAGUCAGGCCUUGAGCGACCCCUGGAGUCUGAAGGGUUCACACCAUCUUUUAUAAAGGGUUUUCUGUCACGUGAUAAGGGCUUGGAAGUUGAAAGUCUGGACAGCAUUUUGAAGAACAAGAACAUACCUGAUGGACAGCAAGAUGCUUUCAAACGGGGCUUCGCUGAAGGCUUCCUGAAGGCACAAGCCCUGACACAACGCACACAAGACUCUCUCAGGAGGACUCGUCUCAUCCUGUUGAUCCUGCUUCUUGUGGGGCUCUAUGGGAUUUCUAAGACCCCCUUUAUAUCGGUGCGGUUCCGAACCACAACAGGCCUGGACUCGGCGGUGGACCCAGUCCAGAUGAAAAAUGUGACAUUUGAACACGUCAAAGGGGUAGAAGAGGCUAAGAAUGAGCUGCAAGAUGUGGUGGAGUUCCUUAAAAACCCACAGAAGUUCACUGCAUUGGGAGGAAAACUGCCAAAAGGUGUUCUAUUGGUUGGUCCUCCUGGGACUGGAAAAACUCUGCUGGCCAGAGCGGUGGCAGGAGAGGCAGACGUACCUUUCUAUUAUGCCUCUGGGUCUGAGUUUGAUGAGAUGUUUGUUGGAGUGGGAGCCAGCCGCAUCAGGAACCUUUUUAGGGAGGCUAAAGGUAAUGCUCCCUGUGUCAUCUUCAUUGAUGAGCUGGACAGUGUGGGUGGGAAAAGGAUUGAGUCUCCCAUGCACCCUUACUCCAGACAGACUAUCAACCAACUUCUUGCUGAGAUGGACGGGUUUAAAACAAAUGAAGGCGUGAUCGUCAUUGGAGCCACAAACUUCCCAGAGGCUUUGGAUAAUGCCCUUAUCCGCCCGGGACGCUUCGACAUGCAGGUGACUGUCCCCAAACCAGACGUGAAGGGACGCACAGAGAUCCUCAACUGGUAUCUGAAGAAGAUCAAAGUUGAUCCUUCUAUUGAGGCAAGCAUUAUUGCCCGGGGCACAGUGGGCUUCUCAGGCGCUGACCUGGAAAAUCUGGUUAAUCAGGCCGCCUUGAAGGCAGCAGUCGAUGGCAAAGACAUGGUCACUUUGAAGGAGCUGGAGUUUGCUCAAGACAAAAUCCUCAUGGGGCCUGAGAGAAGGAGUGCAGUAAUAGACAAAAAGAACAAGCAAAUCACAGCAUACCAUGAAUCAGGCCAUGCAAUCGUAGCUUACUACACCAAAGACGCCAUGCCCAUCAAUAAGGCCACCAUCAUGCCCAGAGGCCCCAGCCUGGGACAUGUGUCAUUGCUCCCAGAGAACGAUCUCUGGAGUGAGACUCGCUCUCAGCUUCUGGCCCAGAUGGAUGUCAGCAUGGGCGGUCGUGUAGCAGAGGAGAUUAUCUUCGGCCACGAGUACAUCACUACUGGUGCAUCAAGUGACUUUGACAGUGCUACAAAGAUUGCCAAGAUGAUGGUGACCAGAUGUGGAAUGAGUGAAAAGUUAGGAGUGAUGACCUAUACUGACAUGACAGCACAAAGCCCAGAGACACAAGCGGCUGUGGAGAACGAAGUCAGGGUCUUAUUAAAGGAGUCCUAUGAUCGCGCCAAAGCCCUGCUGAAGUCUCACGCCAAAGAGCACAAGAACCUGGCAGAUGCUCUGCUCAUGUACGAGACUUUGGAUGCCAAAGAGAUCCAGCUGGUCCUGGAAGGAAAGACCCUUAAUACCAGUUGAAAGUAGCAAGGACACCAUCAAUCAGGCGGGGCAGAAAAAAAAAAGGAGAGCGGUGUUAGGUUUUGAGAGCUCAGCAAUCAAGGAAGGAGGAAUGGACUCAGGUCAUUAGCAACAAAUUAUAAGUGAUAUUUGGUAUACCUUCAUGCUGUCACCUUCAUGUCAACCCAUCAAUAUUUCCAAAGACAAAACGCUUUUCUGUGUUGAGAUGUUGGGAGGGGGGGGGGGAUCUGUGCAUAGUUGCACAGAGUCCCCCCCCCCCACGGUCUUAGAUUGAUAUUAUGGUAAAGGGAAAACCUGAAUGUAAUGCUUAUUUAAGGCCACAAUGUUUCCAUGCUAUGAAUGCACCUAGAAUUUCAACUCCUCAGUUGUCCUCUAGUGGUGGUAUUCAUUUCAUUUUUUAUUUGCUUGUGUUUUUCUUCAUCAAGCUUUCAUUAUUAGGUGUUGUGUUUGGACUCAGAUUAUUUUAUAUUUAGAAUGAUUUGAAAGUCAUGCACAUACACACUCCCCUCUUGCUGAACCUUCUGCCUAUGUCGCGGUUGCUCAUUUUAAAGGUGGCCUUUUGGGGAAUGUACUGUUAGUGUAAUAUUCCUUUUGAAGUAGAAGUAAAAAUAUAAUGUCUCAGCACUUUAGAUAAGUGUACAAACUGAAAAUGCACUUGUAAACUUCUUCUUGUAAUUUAUUUCAUUUAAUCUGUAUGUACAGAUGGUUUGAAACCUGCUGCUUAGCUUCAGAAAGCAUGCCACAUUCACACACUGGGGUUAGAUUUUUAAAGUUCUAAUGUUAGCCCAAUUAAAAAAAAAAAAUCUGAAUACAGUUUAGAUUUUUUUUUCAUGCAAAUGUGUGGAUUAAAUACUGUUAAUCCCAAAAUUAUUUUUUUUAAAAGGCCAGUCACUGACACUAUUCUUUUGUCAUCACUUUAAAACUAAGAUUUCUCUCAUCUAUGAGUCUAUACUUUUUGGUUUGAACACUUUUAAAGAAAGGUUAGGAUGUGCCAGCACUGUUAGUGCAAAAAGGAAUUCAAACUGUAACAAGUCUAAAUUGGAAAGUGAUAGCCAGGAGUCUUAUUGUGACAUAGUUAUUUCUCUAUAUACAAAUUCAUAUUCUAAUUAUUCAAAUGAAAUUAUUUUUUAACUCCUGUUGAGAUGACCACCAGCAUAUGUUUAACUUCAUAGCUUUACCUUGUUUUCCGAUAUUUGCUUCAAUAUGAGACACCAUAACUUCUGUUUAUUGGCCUUUUGCCCAUGUUAAACUGUACAUAUGAUUGGGAUGUAGUGGGAUUAUUGUAUAUAGAUGUAUAGUAAAUGCUUUUAUGCUGAGAACACAUCCAAUAGCUGUCUGCCGGUGAUUGAAAGAUGGCAGUGGUAAAUGAAUGUUUGUGCAGCUGAAAUAAAUAAGUAUCCAAAAGAAGGAAAAAA